Cuscuta epithymum is the source of this 1561-nucleotide messenger RNA. Lineage: Eukaryota; Viridiplantae; Streptophyta; Magnoliopsida; Solanales; Convolvulaceae. The record is from the annotation of a GenBank genome assembly.
CUUAGGGCACCUUCUUAGAUUCAUCAACGCGGCUAAAAAUGACAAAGCUCUCCGAAGUCAUUGCAAAACAGGCAGAUGCUUCCGUAACGCUUACGAAGCAUGUAUUCCUUAACGCCGUCAAAGCAGGAGAUCGCAACGUUGCUCUCUCUCCCCUCUCCGUUAACAUCGUUAUGGGUAUGGUCGCCGCCGGCUCAAAGGGCCAGACACGCGACAGCCUUCUCUCUUUCCUCAACUCCGACUCCACCGCUGAUUUUGACGCUUUUGCCACCCACGCCGUCACCAAAAUCCUCUCUGACGCCAGUCACAGCGGUGGCCCUUGUAUCACGGCGGCUAACGGUGCCUGGGUGGAGAAAACUGUUAAUUUCAACCCUCCUUUUAAGCAUCUCUUGGAGAACUCUUAUGAGGCAGUUUGUCAAUCGGUUGACUUUCGUCACCAGGAAAGUCAAGUGGUUAAAGAUGUGAAUUUGUGGUUUGAGAAGAAAACAUGCGGGCUAAUAAAAAGAGCAGUUGAUAUUCGUCAAUUUUCCCCUGAAACUAUCCUUAUUCUUGCAAAUGCAAUUUAUUUCAGAGGAGUUUGGGAUGACGAGUUUGAUAAAAGAUGUACUAGAGAUACGGAUUUCUACCUUAUGAACAAAACAUCCGUCCAAGCACCCUUUAUGAGUAGCAGUCAUAAGUAUCGAUAUGUGAAAGCAUUCAAAGAUUUUAAAACCUUGAGACUUCCAUAUAAAAGCAGCCAUGAUGGGGGUCGACAAUUUUCCAUGUUCAUCAUCUUGCCCAAUGCAAUAGACGGUCUAUUCACCUUGAUGGACGUCAUUACCAAAAACUCCGGAUUUCUCGAGCGGCAUGCCCCAAACAAAUUAGUGAGAGUAGGUCGAUUCCGGAUACCGAAAUUCAAAAUAAACCACGGCUUUGAUGUGUCAAAAACUAUGUGGGAGCUUGGUGUGCAGCUCUCAGGCGAUGAUAUGAGAGAAAUGGUGGUAAACCUUCCUAAGGGGAUUUCCAUUAUACCAAUAAUUACACACAAGUGUGUUGUUGAUGUUCACGAGAGAGGAACAGAAGCUGUGGCUUUUACUGGGCUGGGCCUUGGUGGAUGCAGUCGUCGCAUUGAGGAAGAGAAAAUAGACUUUGUGGCAGACCAUCCCUUUGCAUUCUUCAUUCGAGAAGAUGUAUCAGGGGCUGUUGUCUUUGUUGGGGCAGUGCUUAAUCCCCUUCUCUAAGAUGUAGUUUAGGUUACUAAUGAAUACUCCCUCCGUCCCUAAAUGUUGUUCCAAUUGCGGAUUACGAAGGUUGACUGACGAUAAAGUUAAAUGAUCCCUGUGAAAACUCGGAUUAUUUUUAGUAAAUAAAAUUUACAUAUUCAGAAACUACAUUAAACCCGCUACAAAGCCUGCAAAAAAUAAUUCAAUUUUUAUAAAAUUUUGAUAUAAAAAGUAAGAGUUUAAGAUGAUUUAAGUUGACCCUCGAUAAGCGAAAUGGAACUUCUUUUAGGGACAGAGGGAGAGGGAGUAUUUUUUUGUACACAUAAUUUUUAAUCGAAGGUACAUUGCUUUGUUCUCUGUAU